AUGUGGAAAGAUGGUAAUGAUUUAGUUGGGCAUUCUUCAUCCCAGGUUUGGCAUUCGAUUAGGCGUCGAGCUGAAGAGGUGGAUUGGGUUAAACUUGUUUGGUUCCCUCAGUGCAUUCCUAAGCGUGCUUUUCUUAUGUGGCUUGUCAUUCGUCGUAAACUUUUGACGCAAGACAAGAUUCUCCAAUGGGAUUUCACGAGAAGAAAGAAUAUGAAUAUGAUGUGCUGUCUCUUGUGCUAUGCUAAUGUUGAUGCUCACGACCAUCUGUUUUUUGAUUGCAAUUAUGCUACUCAAGUUUGGAUCAAGAUUCGUGAUAAAGGAGGGAUGAGCUCGGUGGGUCCGGCAUGGAACGCUAUUAUUGACUGGUUGGGGGCUAGGGCUAAUUCUAAGUCAGCAAUUAACUUUAUUAGCAGGCUCAUAGUUGCUGCUGCUGUUUAUUUCGUGUGGCAGGAGCGGAAUGCUAGGCUAUUCAGAAACCAGACAAGACCUCCAGAUGCUUUGGCUAAUUUAAUUUUGCAAACUGUUCGAUAUAAACUAAUUGGAGUCAAGUUUAAGGAGUGCAACAGGGUGCGAAGACUAUUGGAAGCUUGGGAAAUCUACAACAACUUGGACGAUAAAGGCGGCUGA
Messenger RNA from Helianthus annuus (common sunflower), 627 nucleotides. RefSeq lists its product as uncharacterized. NCBI's taxonomy places the organism in Eukaryota, Viridiplantae, Streptophyta, Magnoliopsida, Asterales, Asteraceae. The transcript has a single exon. Bases 1 to 627 code for a protein of 208 amino acids. The record is from RefSeq and is a predicted model, not a curated record.